GUGGAAGGGGGAAAUUACAACCUUUGCCCGGCCUCUGAUCAAGGAUGUAAAGUUUAGAACUCUACAGCUGAGAGGGAACUUCAGUCCUAUUCUUUCCAAGACCAGGAAGUAGUUUGUAUCUCUAAUCAACAUCUCCACAUCUUCUUGAGUAAUGGUUCUGUAGAACCAAGAAGGGCAACUUUCUGAGUUCUCUGGCUCCAUCCUCCCUCCAUCAACAGGGACUUGGAUCCCACAGCAAUUCUCUUUUCUUGGGCUUUUUGAAAAUGGUUCCGCUGAACCUGGCUAUGCGGCAUUUGAAUCGGGCUAUGAUUGGUCCAUUAAUGGAGCCAUAAUCUGGCUAAAUAGGCAAGAGAGAAGAAGAGAAGAGGAAGGAAAAGAGGAGCAAAAGAGAAGAGUGGAAACCUCUGGCUUUCUGACUUUGGUCCUGUAUCAUGAGUGGUGGAAGGUUUGACUUCGAUGAUGGAGGAGCCUACUGUGGGGGCUGGGAAGGUGGCAAAGCCCAUGGGCAUGGCAUCUGUACUGGCCCCAAAGGUCAGGGCGAAUACUCUGGCUCUUGGAACUAUGGUUUUGAAGUGGUGGGGGUAUAUACCUGGCCCAGUGGCAAUACCUAUGAGGGCUACUGGUCUCAAGGAAAGCGACAUGGCUUAGGGAUUGAAACCAAAGGACGAUGGUUUUACAAAGGUGAAUGGACCCAUGGUUUCAAGGGAAGAUACGGCAUAAGGCAGAAUGUCAGCAAUGGAGCAAAGUAUGAAGGUACCUGGAAUAACGGGCUGCAAGAUGGAUAUGGUACAGAGACCUAUGCUGAUGGAGGUACCUAUCAAGGCCAGUUCACCAAUGGCAUGCGCCACGGUUAUGGAGUUCGUCAAAGUGUCCCAUAUGGCAUUGCAGCUGUGGUCCGCAACCCUCUAAGAACCUCCCUUACAUCCCUACGGAGUGAGCACAGCAAUGGCACUCUGCUACAACACGAUUUGCCAUCAGCAAACCAGGAACAUGUUCCCAUGUCACCCACCAUAACUCGGGGUGGCUUUGCUCUCAGCUUGUAUGCAGAUGCUGAUGCUGGGAAAUUAAAGAAGGGGGGAAUCUUCAAGAGGAGCUCCUUGUUUGGGAAAAUCAAGAAAUCUGACUCCAAGACCUCUUUGGCCAGCCAAAGGAGUCGACUCAGUUUCCUUAAGAGUGAGAGUGGGAUGAGUUCUACAGGUAGUGAUGCUACCUCCACCGCCAGUCUGGGAGAAGGAGUAGAAGGAGAGGACUUCCCACCUUUUGAUGCUGAUAUUGAUGCCACCACCACAGAAUCCUACAUGGGAGAGUGGAAGAAUGACAAACGUUCAGGUUUUGGCAUAAGUGAGAGAUCAAGUGGCCUGAAGUAUGAGGGUGAGUGGCUGGAUAACGUGCGGCAUGGAUAUGGUUGUACCACAUUGCCUGAUGGGAAAAAGGAAGAAGGAAAAUACCGCAUGAACGUAUUGAUCAAAGGCAUGAAGAAACGGGUAAUACCUCUAAAAAGUGCAAAGAUAAGGCAGAAAGUGGACCGGAACAUAGAAGGUGCUCAGAGAGCAGCAGCCAUCGCCAGGCAGAAAUCUGAGAUUGCAGCUUCUAGGACUGCCCAUGCCAAAGCCAAGUCAGAAGGUGCAGAACAAUCAGCUAUAGCAGCUAACAAUGAAUCCAUGUUAGCCAGGUCGAUGGCCAGAGAAUUGUCUCCAGACUUCUAUCAGCCAGGACCUGAAUAUCUGAAGAGGAGGCUACUCCAGGAACUCAUGGAAAAUGAGGAGAAUGUGGAGCAUAUACAAGAAACACCCCCUGUUGAAGAGACAUCUCCAGCAACACCUCCAGAAAGCCCUCAAGGUGAUGAGCAGGAGUUUAUGAAACCUAAGGAGAGCCCAGCUCCAACUCCAUCACCAUCUGGCACACCACCCGAGGCCAAGCGUGCUAAGCAGGGUUCUCAGAAAGAUGGUUUUCUCAGCCCUGGGAACUGGAAUGGAGAUCAUACCAAGAAUGGGAAUUAUACAGGAAGUAGACCCAACACAUCUUCUAGUGUUCUACUGGCACCAGCGGAGAAGUCAGGAAGUAACAUCAGAUCUGCUUCUCAGAGCCCCAGCCAUCCUAGCCAUAUGAAGAUUGCUACUGAUAGGAUGGAGAUCAAGCCUCUUGAAAGGAUACAGAAAGAAGGUGAAGUUAAAUUAUUUGAGGGGUAUCACAGUUAUGCUGUUCGGACCUCUCCAGUUACUCCCCCGUUGGAUAAUGAAGAAGAAUUCUCGGACUCCACAUUUCCUACUAUGUCAAAAUCCCUGGAGCCAGAAUCUGAUGUGAAAGCAGUGGAUCACAAAUUAGAGCUAGAAAAGAGGGAAAGUACACCUGUCACUCACCACGAACCAGGUCACAAAGAGAAAAAAAUAAUCAAGACAGAAUCUAAGCUUGAGCCCAAACAACAUCCACCUGAGCCUAAAGUGGAAGAGAAAGUAGAAGCCGUGAGCGAAACCAAGCCUGAAGCCAAGAUGGUAGCUAAAACUGAGCCCAAGACUCUGGUGAAAAAAGUUUCUCCACCAGAAGCAGCCACAAAAGAAGUGGUAGAGAAAGAAGAGGGACCUAACACAAUAAUCAUCUGCAUGGUCAUUUUAUUGAACAUUGGCCUGUCUAUCUUAUUUGUACAUUUUCUGACAUGAUGAGAUACUGAAACAAGAAGUUUAUGCUGGUCCAAACAACCAUCCUGAUCAGAGAUAACAUCAGCCAUUCAGAGCUAUGUUAAAAGGAAGAAGCAUAGAAGCACCCAGUGAGUGUACUGUGGUCAUGAACAAUGCUUCUGGCAAACUUUUCUGCUCCAACCAUAACGGGAAGAGAUCUCAAAUUUUACAACUUCUUUUACUCUUCCUUUUGUUUUGAGUCUGCAUUGCUUUGAAGAUAAUUUUGAUGAACUACACUGCCACUUGUUGAAAAAACAAGGAUUCAUCUUAAUUGUGGAAUGGAAACACAAACUAAAAAAGUCUUUUUUUUGAAUUUCACUGUGAAAGCAUCAGACUUAGUGGUACAAAUCUUCCAAUCCCCACAUUUCUAACUUGUGCUGCAGCUCUGAAUCAUGAUUAACUUCAUGAAGGUGCUGAAGGUGGCCGGGGAUGGGGGGCAUUCAUGCAUGCCCCUUGUUGUAUUUUGAGCAAUUAUCCAAGUUCCCUGGGGGGAAAAAAACAGUUUGCUAAAAAUCAGUAAUAUGGUCUUAGUCAAAAAAAAGAUAGAAUCACUAGGAAAAGUUUAGAACCUAGGGCUUAAAACUUUUUCCUGCCUUGUAAGGGACUCCUCCCGCUCUCCCCAAUCCUAUAUUCUGCAUUCUAGAAGCUGUAGCUUUUUGUUCUUUCUUCUUCUUUUAGCUCUAUUAGGAACCCAAGGUAUUUGGGCAUUCAAUUUUUCUCUCUUCCCCCACUGUCCAAGCUGAUGCUUCUCUCCACCAGCAAAGCAAUACAUUCAUUUCUUUCUCAAACCUUUUCAAUCUCAAACUGAGUUUAGGAUUUGGAUAUGAAUAAUUUUUCAGCCACUUUUGUAGCUAAUAUAGAAGUGGAGCAAAGCAUCAUAUGAUGAAGAACUGACUCAGUUGGAACUAUCUGGAUAUCUAAAUGUCUAGCAGGCUUUUGCGGGCUUUUGCAGCUUCUUUUAUCUCUGGUGUGUUGUUCCCCAUAUUUGCUUACACAGAUAUGUUUUAAUAUGGCUAGCUGACAGUAGUGGGAGAGGGCCAGGGUAGUAGCUCUUUCUUUGCUUCUAAAAGUUUCCAUUUAGAUGUGCUCCUUCCUUAGCACUUGUAGCACCUGGGCCAGUAGCAGUUGAGGGACUCCGAGGAGUUGGUAUAGCAACUUGUCGACAUUGUGUAUAAGCCUAAAUGGUUGUUUUUGUCAGUCAUACUGGGUGUUAUUUUCUUUGGAGAUUAGUCCUAUUAAAUAUCUUCUCAAAGCAAACGCUUUGAAAGAAGCUCACCAAAGAAGUUGAAGGCUUUAAAGAAAAGACGACUCUCCCAACCACAAGUGUCACAAAGCUUCCAGGAUGAACUGCACGCAUCAUAGAGCUAGCACCACAAAUGGAGCAUCAGCCAGUGAAGCCAAGGAUCCAGAAAGGAGUGGAUGGAGAACUGGGACAAGAAUGAAAUAUGGGCAAGCAAUCUUCUUGAUAACCAAUUGGUAACAUGUCCCCUAAUUAAUUCUAGGUAUAGUUUCCCCAUGCAAACCAAAAUGAAUACAGCAUUAAGAAAAAUUGUUGGUUUCACCUGUUUCUAAUUCUAUUUAAGAAGUCUUAUCUUCUAAAACAAGGUCCCUUCCAACUCUGUUGAAGUAAACACUGCAAUAAGAAGCUUUUUUUUUUAAUUGAUUAGCAGAUCUCAUUCUAGGACAUAAGUAAAGUCACAAUUUUUAAAAAAAUGAAAAUAAAUCAUAUCUUCUUUUAUGGAUUUCAGUGCAAGGAUGCUGAAAUCUGGUCUUACUGUAAGCAAUUCUUUUUGCGAUGCUGAUUAGCAGCAAUUAAACACCAUGAAACUUGUUUAGCUUACUAACUAUAGGCUGCAUUUUAAUGUGGCUUGCUAUAAAUUUUAGUAGAUGAAAUCUGUGCUCAUUUAAUAACUAUAAGGUGCCUUGAUUAUUUUUGUUGCUAGCUUUGUUUCUCUCCUUCCCACCCUAAAAUUAGACCUGUGGCAAGAUCCAUUUUAUACUCCAUCCUUUUCUGUAUUAUUCAGAUGGCUUGUCAUUGAAAUUUCAGUAUGUGAAUUGGUCUUUAAAGUGUUGGCUGCUCCCUUUCCCAACUUUCUUUGAGGGGGAAAGAACAAGGAUUUUGUUUCCAAAAAGAUUUUUAAAAAGUGCCUUAUUUAAAACUGACAAUGAUUUGUUAUAUGUAUAUGUAUCAUGAGAGGAAAAUUAAUAGGUUACUGUAUAAGAGACUGUAAUUGUAGGUGCUAAAAGGUGACAGGAUUUUAAGUGCAGCAGGUGAAUUGUGUUUUCAAACCAGGUGACUUACAACUCAUGAAUUGCUGAAAAUGAAUUUGGAAGACAGGAGUGCUGUUCUUGACAGCUUGUUUAAUAAAUACUCUGCUUUGAAGGAGGAGAAAAACAAGAUUUCUAACAAUGAACGAGGUAUGGCAACGCCACUCAGAAAAUUGUGCGAACUAUCUUGCCCUUCAAAGGAUGGAAAUAUUUCUUCAAAAAUGAAAUGAUAGCAAUAUAGGCAGUUUUGAGGCUUUUAUUGUUACAUUUCCUUUUCAUCUGAAUAUAUUCCCUUAAACAUAACCAGGCUGUUAUUUGCUUUUGAAACCUGACAGCUUCUCCUCUGGCUUUCUAGGUGUACAGUUUAAUAUGCCAGCAGCUUUACAACAGGGAAAGUGAUUUUGUUUGAAAGACAUCAAUGUCCUUUAUUUAUCAUGAAGUGCAAAAUUGAGUCUUUUUGAAAAAAUAUUAGGGUUAUUCCCAUCCACCUUUGAAUUCUCUUUUGCAGAAAUACUGUGUGGUUAUUUUCUUCGUUAUGUUUUGUUCUCUGCAAUGUAAUGACAAGCAUAAAAUAAAUACAAUUGCUGUCUGUGACAUAUAUAGGGUAGGAUCCACAAACUAUCCGUCCAGAGGCUGUUGUUUUUUAAAAUUAUUUUAUUUUAGACAGCUGGAUCUCUAUGCCAAAUUGCAAAACUGAUUUUGAAAUUUGUCCUUUUCAAAUGUAAUACGGCUGAUGAUUACAGCACAAAAUGCUCUCACUUGGAGUGCAAAAUAUUUUUGACUGUCCUUGCCAUAUUUGUUUGUUUGUUUAUAUAUAUAUAUAUAAACCUCUUUAAGGAUAUAUAUAUAUAUCCUUAAAGAGAAUGAGUUUCUAGGUGCUUGUGCAUACAUUGGUAUCCCCUGAUUCGCUAGCAACUGCUUUGUUUACAUUAGAAGGACACGCCUUCACCAAAGAAAUAAAUAAGUAAUUUAAUAGAAUCACAUAUGGCCUUUUGGCUCUCAAACAAUGCCAGUUCUUCCUACAGUCCUGCGAACCUUGACUUUUAAGAUUGUUCAAAGGAUCUUCUCUAUUCCUUGUUCCCAAUGCCAGCUUGAACAAGAUGACCCAAAAAAUCCAGAGCCUCCUAUGGAAGUCCUUACAGGUGUGAGUUUUUCCAUUCGUGCACAAGAGGCCUCUUUUAAGAUGAAUGGAAAGGUCCUACAGGAAAGAGAUUUGCUUCCUACUUCUUACCUCUUCCAAAUAACUUCUGGAUUGGGACUAAUGUGUGCACAAACCCUGUGGAGUUUUACUUCCUCGGGUGAGCAGGAGCAGGUUUACCUCAAUUUGCAUGCCUUCAAACAUAGUUUGAUAUUCUUAAAAUGUUCAGGGCUUUCUAAAUGACAGAUGUAUCAUCACCAGAAACAUACCUUUUGAAAUCACAUGUUUUAAAAAUAAAAAUAAAUAAAAAUUGACAAUUUGUGCAAUGCUA
This is a messenger RNA of Thamnophis sirtalis, 6412 nucleotides long. RefSeq names its product junctophilin 2 (gene JPH2). The record is from RefSeq and is a predicted model, not a curated record. Gene Ontology annotation, cellular component: sarcoplasmic reticulum; endoplasmic reticulum membrane; junctional membrane complex. Lineage: Eukaryota; Metazoa; Chordata; Lepidosauria; Squamata; Natricidae.